AAUACUUUAUUUGAACUUACAAUCCUAUACGGAUGUGUCGUUCCUUCUCUUGAGCUUCAUCUCGAGUUUUCCUCACUCCUUCGCUCUGACCUCACUUAACAGCAAUGGUCCAUAUUCAGAAUUUCACAGAUGCUAGCUCGCUAGAACCUCAUUGGGGCUACGCUGAUCGCGUCGUUCCAUGCACAAACGAUGCUGGAUCCUGCAAAUAUCUCGACGUCGUCUACCACUCUCAUGAUCUGGGAAUGCUCUAUUCUGGCAUCUUCUGGGCGACUAUCGCUGGAAUGCUGUUUAUCUGGACGUUAGGUCGUCGCUUGCUACCCUCAAGACGUGCAGACGAAGAACUGCUUGUACCAGUGCGACCAGUUCGAUCUUCGCCCCGAGGCGGAAUCGAGCGACUUCAACACGCUUUGUCAGCGAGUGCCCGGCGCUAUCUCCUUCCCGACUUCGCAAGACCUAUCUUUGGGCGCACGACGCGGCUACAAGUCUUGUCACUGCUUGUACUGACCGGUUAUCUCGCCAUCUGGUCGUUCGUCGGGAUUGUUUACAACAAAUGGGUCACACCUGUGAAGAAGAUGCCUGGUGUUUACAAUACUCGCACCAGUCUAGGACCUUGGGCGGAUCGCGUCGGCACUCUUGCGUACGCGUUGACUCCUCUGUCGAUCCUCUUGUCGAGUCGCGAAUCGAUCCUAUCGCUACUGACAGGACUACCAUACCAGAGCUUCAACUUCCUCCAUCGAUGGCUCGGUUACAUCAUCGUAGUGCAGUCUUCUCUGCACACGAUCGGCUGGACAAUCAUUGAGGUAAAGCUCUAUCAGCCCCAACCCACUGUUGGCCGCGACUGGAUCCGUCAGCUGUACAUGAUCUGGGGAGUUGUUGCCAUCGUUCUUCUGUUCUUUCUCUUCGCUCUCUCUACACCUUGGGCCAUCCGCUUGACUGGGUACGAAUUCUUCCGCAAGUCCCACUACAUCCUCGCGAUGGUCUACAUUGGUGCAUGUAUUGGCCAUUGGGACAAGUUAUCUUGCUACCUCAUUCCUGCCUUGAUCGUGUGGUUCAUGGACCGCGGCGCACGCCUUGUUCGCACCGCCAUUCUGCAUUACACUGUUUUACCUGGUGGUGAGGUUGCUUUCGGUCCUGCUAAGGCCACGACCGCGCUCUUCCCCGAUCCGAAUGGCGAUGUUGUUCGUCUAGACUUUGUGCACCCUCACGAUGCCUGGUCUGUAGGUCAACACUUCUAUCUGUGUUUCCCAGAAAGCAGUAUCUGGCAGUCGCAUCCCUUCACGCCGCUUAGCUUUCCCAUCCAUACCGACGGCAUAUCUUGCGGCGUUCAACACUCUUACAUCUUCCGUGCUAAGAGUGGAGAGACCAAGAAGGUUGCGCAACUCGCCAGAACAAAGUUGCAGCAAGCUGGUGCGGACGCUCCUCUGACCGCGGUCAUUCUGACUGGUCCCUAUGGCGAAACCAUAGCUACCCACCUCACGCAAGAAGUCAACAUUCUUUGUAUCGCUGGUGGCACAGGUAUCACAUACGUGCUCCCUGUCCUCCUCGGUCUUGCGUACCAACCACGUUCGGUCAAGAGGAAGAUUUCUCUCGUCUGGGCUGUACGUCAGAUUGCGGAUAUCGCCUGGGUCCAGCCAGAGCUCGACCGCAUCAGACAGCUAGCCAAAUCCAUUGAUUUGACUAUUCGUGUUUUCGUCACUCGGGAAACGGAAGCUCAAUCCACCAUGUGCGAAAAGACACGAUACACAGAUGAGUCCAAGUCGACCUCAGAGCCUGUGGUCAUAUCCGAAUCUGGUGAAACAUCGGACUCAUCCUCUAAAACAGCAUUACCAGCAUCAGAUCCCAGGGAGCAACCUAUCCACAGACAUCCUGAUCUUAAUGUGCUAGUAAAGGAAUUUGUCAACGAUACAAUCUGUGGUAGGACGAGCGUGUAUGCCAGCGGGCCUGGACGUAUGAUCUCUGAGUUACGAAGCAUUGUGGCUCAAUGUAAUGAUGGAUCGAAGGUAUGGAAAGCCGAGGAGAGAUACGAUGUCAGUCUUGUCUGUGAUGAUAGGUUGGAGUGGUAG
Messenger RNA from Aureobasidium subglaciale EXF-2481, 2063 nucleotides. RefSeq lists its product as uncharacterized. Gene Ontology annotation, molecular function: ferric-chelate reductase activity. Gene Ontology annotation, biological process: iron ion transport; copper ion import; intracellular iron ion homeostasis. The record is from RefSeq and is a predicted model, not a curated record. The transcript has 2 exons. Lineage: Eukaryota; Fungi; Ascomycota; Dothideomycetes; Dothideales; Saccotheciaceae. Bases 105 to 2063 code for a protein of 652 amino acids. Gene Ontology annotation, cellular component: plasma membrane.